AUGAAUCGCGACACGCUCUCCCUCCUGCUGAACUUCGUGGCGGUGAGCCUGUCGGCCACCGCUCUCAUCACCACCUACUGGUGCGUGGGCACGCAGAAGGUGCCGAAGCCAGCCUGCACUCCGGUCAGGACGACAGACUGUACCCCCAGCCCCAGCGCCGACACCAACAGCAGCUUCGGUGACAGCGAGUACAGCUGGGAGACGGGGGACGACCGCUUCACCUUCCGGGCCUUCCACACUGGCAUCUGGACCUCCUGCCAGGAGAACAUCACUGGCACAGGGGAGCAGUGCCGGAGUUUCAUUGACUUGACUCCCAUCACACAGCAAGGUAUACUGUGGCUCUCGCUGGUCUCCGAAGUUCUCUACAUUGUUUUGCUGUCCAUUAGUUUCCUGUUGAUGGGCUUGGAGAUGUGCUUCCCUCGAAAUUCCAGCUGCGGACUCAAGCUCAAUGCAUUUGCAGCCGUCUUCUCGGUGCUGUCAGGUCUGCUGGGGAUGAUAGCCCACAUGAUGUACACGCAGGUUUUCCAAGUAACAGUCAGCCAAGGGCCGAAGGACUGGAUACCCCAUCGUUGGGACUUCGGCUGGUCCUUCUACUUGGCCUGGCUCUCCUUCACCUUCUGCAUGGCGUCCUCGGUCACGGCUCUGAACAUUUACACCAAGACGGUGCUCGAGUUCCACCAGUCGCUGAAGAUCUCCAAGCAGAGGCUAAAGCAGCGACCCGGGGGGCUCAGCUAUUUCUCCAGCCGUUCCAACCAGUCCGCCUCCAUCUUCACUAACCUGGCCCCCGGUCUCCUGGUAAGGGCCGGGUCGGUGGACGAGCCCGACUCAGUAGAGACCCUGGGGGAGGAGCGCUGCUAACCCCGCCCGACGGACUGAAUGGUCGGUUGCGUGCAGUU
Mobula hypostoma (lesser devil ray) is the source of this 896-nucleotide messenger RNA. RefSeq names its product germ cell-specific gene 1-like protein. The record is from RefSeq and is a predicted model, not a curated record. NCBI's taxonomy places the organism in Eukaryota, Metazoa, Chordata, Chondrichthyes, Myliobatiformes, Myliobatidae. The transcript has 5 exons. Gene Ontology annotation, cellular component: plasma membrane. Bases 1 to 858 code for a protein of 285 amino acids.